This is a messenger RNA of Ipomoea nil (Japanese morning glory), 1657 nucleotides long. RefSeq names its product putative nuclease HARBI1. The record is from RefSeq and is a predicted model, not a curated record. NCBI's taxonomy places the organism in Eukaryota, Viridiplantae, Streptophyta, Magnoliopsida, Solanales, Convolvulaceae. The transcript is spliced from 7 exons. Bases 161 to 1567 code for a protein of 468 amino acids.
UUUUGACAAAAUUCUUCCAAGCAUUUGUAUUUGUGUCAAUGGCCCGACUAAAUACGCUCAGUCCAUCUUGCACUUUCCUCUCUCUGUAUUCUUGAACCCUCAAUCUCCACGUACUGCGAGGAAUAAGACUUUUACCUGUGCUCUUUCACAAGUGUUUACCAUGGAUUCUGUAGAGUCUUCUGUGGGUUCUCGCUCAACCAGCAAUUCAAAGGACAUCAACACUACUGGUGGAACUCUUGCAAGGAGUCUAAAAAGGAAAAAAGAUGAGCAGUGCCCAGAUCUGAGAGAAGAGAGACUAGAGGAGAGUGAAGGGCGGCAGCGACAAUGGCAAAUGGGUAUGGAUAAUAAUGAUAUGAAAAUUAGGCAACUUCUUCUCCUAUAUCUACAGUACUUGAAUAAUGAGGAUGAAUUUUGGGAUUUGGUAGCAUGUGCGACUGGUUAUAUAUGUAUCUAUUUUUUGAAUCAUAUGCACAAAGAAUUGCGCAUGACUUCUUAUUUAAGAGGAGAAAGAAGGAUGAAUGAAUUAUUGAACGGUUGUGAAGAAAGGUGUUUUAACACCUUUAGAAUGAAGCAAAGUACAUUUUGUCAAUUAUGUGUGGAUUUGGAAAACAAGUAUGGUUUGAGGUCUUCAAGUAGAAUGUCAAUUUUGGAGAAAGUGGGUUUGUUUGUAUAUCUACUUGGUAUGGGUGCUUCUAAUAGAGAUGUGGAAGAGCGCUUUCAACGUUCCAGUAAAACUAUUAGUAGAACUUUUAGAGAAGUUCUGAAUGCUAUGGAUGGUUUUUCAAGAGACAUACUUGUACCAAAAGAUCCCGAGUUGAAGGAAAUUCCACCACAAAUUGUCAAUGAUGCUAGAUAUAUGCCACAUUUUAAGGAUUGUGUUGGAGCAAUAGAUGGUACACAUAUUGCGAUAAACGUUCCUGAAGAGAAUCAAAUACAUUAUAUAGGGAAGAAAGGAAUACCAACUACAAAUGUCUUGGCAGCAUGUGACUUUGGUUUGCUAUUUACAUACGUUUUAACGGGAUGGGAGGGAUCAGUUCAUGAUUCUUGCAUUUUUCUUGACACAAUCAGUGAUUCAUCUCUCAACUUUCCAAAGCCACCACUAGGUAAGUAUUAUUUGGUGGACAAAGACUAUCCAGAAAGUGAAGGGUAUUUGACACCUUACCCCAAGACAAGGUAUCAUCAAUUGAAGUUUCAUGAUUCAAAUCCAAAGGAAUCUCAAGAAGUAUUUAAUCAAGCACAUGCAUCCUUAAGAAGCUGUAUUGAGAAGGCUUUUGGUGUUCUCAAGUCUCGAUGGAAGAUAUUACAAAAAAUGCCAAGAUACUCACUAAUGGAUCAAAAUAGAAUAAUUUGUUCGUGUUUUGCAUUGCACAACUACAUUAGAAAAAACACAGUUGAUGACCCGGGUUUUAGAUUCAUUGAAGAAAAUCCUAAGUUCAUUCCCCCUGAUGUUUUUCAAGAUGUUGAAGUUAAUUCUGUACAAAUUCCGGAGGAAAUGGAAACUCAGGAGAUGGCAACUAUUCGUGAUAACAUUGCUUCAAGUUUGAUGGCAGCUAGAUGUCAUUCUUAGUGUAAUAUCAAUAUUUUGUAAAUAGUAGUGUUAAUUAUUGUGGUGGAUCUCAUCCCUAGUAAUUGUUUGUGUUGGUAUGUGUUGGUUGGU